GAGAAAAUUAACAAGGAACCAAUAACGUUUUCAUCGAUGACGAAAGAACAAGAAACAUUACCAAACAAAAUUCCCUUGUCCUUAGCCUUCUUCUUUUUUAACCCCUUUACCAUUUCCUAAAGUCUUCUCCUUUACUUCUAUAUAUCUUCUUCCUAUACAUCGAAGUGAACCCUUGAUAAUCCAAUCAGGUCGUUGUUUGGCUUUUUUUUGCUCUAGGGUUUUGUAUUUAACCGAAAAAGACUCUAUCUUGAUUCUCUUUAAUUUGCACUCUUCAAGAUUUCAACCCACCCAUACCCAUGGAAGAAUCGGACCCACCAUUUGUAGAAUUCUACAAGAACUUAUUCGAUAAUCAGAAGACGAAUGAUAUCGGUGUUUUUGAUGACGUAGAAGAGUGCGAAGUACCUACGAUCGAUCUCAGCCAGUUGCAUCAAGGAGGGCGGGAAGCUGCAGACUGCAAGAGAGAGAUAGCUGAGGCCUCACAAAAAUGGGGAUUUUUCCAAGUCAUAAACCAUGGUGUUUCUUUAGAUGUUUUGGAAAAGAUGCGAUGUGAACAAAUGAAGGUGUUCAAGAAGACAUUUUAUGACAAGGCCAAUAACCACUGUAAUUUGAAUUUUCCGGCGGGUAGUUACCGGUGGGGAACUCCUUCCGCAACUUGUUUGAGGCAGCUUGCGUGGUCAGAAGCUUUUCAUAUACCAUUGACUGAUAUCUCCAACAUGGGUGGUCUCACUAGUCUCAGCACUACAAUGGAUCAGUUUGCCAUGAUGGUUUCCAACCUAGCUGAAAAUCUAGCAGAGAUUUUGGCGGAGCAGCUUGGCCAUAAGUCUAAUUUUUUCAAGGAGAAUUGUUGGCCUAGCACGUGCUACCUCCGUUUGAACAGAUAUCCACCUUGCCCCGUUCCUUCACAAGUGUUUGGAUUGAUGCCACACACCGAUAGUGAUUUUCUCACGAUAUUACAUCAAGAUCAAAUUGGAGGAUUACAACUAGUGAAAGACGGGAAAUGGAUUGCUGUUAAACCUAAAAAAGAAGCUCUAAUCAUCAACAUUGGAGACCUAUUUCAGGCAUGGAGCAAUGAUGUUUAUAAGAGCGUUGAGCAUCGAGUGGUCGCUAAUAAACACAGAGAGAGGUUUUCCGUUGCUUAUUUCUUCUGCCCAUCAUAUGAUACAGUGAUACAAAGCUGUGUUGAGAAUUCCAUUUAUAAAAAAUUCAGCUUUAGAGAAUUCAGACAGCAGGUUCAAGAUGAUGUCAAGCGACUUGGUUACAAAAUAGGGCUUCCCAGGUUUAUUUUAUGAACGAAAUAAGCCUAAAUCUUUUUCCCAAUAAUUCUAUAAGUAGCUUGGAAAAUAUCCCCUUAUUUUUUGGAAAUUCAUUCUUCUUGAGCAACAACUUUAAAAUCCAGAAUAAUACCAGUAGUUCCGGACACGUAACCUCCACCCUGAAAGCUGUACAUUGCUCUAGAUCCAUCAGUUUCUGCUCUAUUAAAGGGCUUGGUUUAUCUUUGAACUGUCAUAUUCGA
Messenger RNA from Cynara cardunculus var. scolymus (artichoke), 1513 nucleotides. RefSeq names its product gibberellin 2-beta-dioxygenase 8-like. The record is from RefSeq and is a predicted model, not a curated record. The transcript has 3 exons. Lineage: Eukaryota; Viridiplantae; Streptophyta; Magnoliopsida; Asterales; Asteraceae. Bases 297 to 1289 code for a protein of 330 amino acids.